AUGUUUGCAUGCAUGGGGACAGGACAGGGAGGAAGCGGUUCAGAAGACGAAGAGGAGAUGUCGUCCGACGGCAGGGGCUCCCAGAUGGGCGUCGCCGGCGCGCUGGGCCUCUCGGUCACGUCGUCAGUAGCCAUUGUCAUUUGCAACAAGUACCUCAUGAGCACCCUCAACUUCUACUUCGCGACGACACUGACAAGCUGGCACCUGCUGGUGACUUUCUGCACGCUCCACAUAGCGCAGCGCCUGCGCUUCUUUGAGCCGAAGCCAAUCGACGCGCAGACUGUCAUCUCCUUUGGGUUUCUCAAUGGGAUCUCCAUUGGCCUCCUCAACCUUUGCCUUGGCUUCAACUCAGUUGGUUUCUACCAGAUGACCAAGCUGGCUAUUAUACCAUUCACCAUGCUCUUGGAGACCAUCUUUCUGAGCAAGAAGUUCAGCCAGAGCAUCAAGGCCUCUCUCAUGGUCCUCCUCCUGGGAGUUGGCAUCGCAUCUGUCACCGAUCUCCAGCUCAAUCUCCUCGGCUCGAUCAUCGCAGUGCUCACCAUCGCUGCGACCUGUGUCUGCCAGAUCCUGACCAACCAGAUCCAGAGGAGGCUCAAGGUGUCUUCCACUCAGCUACUGUACCAGUCCUCCCUGUACCAAUCCGCUGUGCUGCUCAUCACCGGCCCCUUCGUCGACAAGCUCCUGACAAAGAAGGACGUCUUCGCGUUCGAGUACACAUUCGAAGUCGUGGUGUUCAUCCUAAUGUCGUGCGGGAUCGCUGUGUCCGUCAACUUCAGCACCUUCCUGGUGAUCGGCACGACGUCGCCAGUGACGUACCAGGUGUUGGGCCACCUCAAGACGUGCCUCAUCCUCUCCUUCGGCUACGUCCUCCUCAAAGACCCCUUCACGCUCCGCAACCUCGCCGGCAUCCUCAUCGCCAUCUUCGGCAUGGGCCUCUACUCCUUCUUCUCCGUCUCCGAGAGCAGGAAGAAGACCGAGGGCGCCACGUUGCCGGUCAACACCCAGAUGAGCGAGAAGGAUUCGGCGCCGCUCCUUGGCACGAAAACCUCGCCGUGGCAGGAGAGCAACGGGGUGGAGAACUUUGACGACGUGCCACGGACCGCGAAGACCGCGUUUAGCCGGCAGCUGAACCCGUAG
This is a messenger RNA of Triticum turgidum subsp. durum (durum wheat), 1137 nucleotides long. NCBI's taxonomy places the organism in Eukaryota, Viridiplantae, Streptophyta, Magnoliopsida, Poales, Poaceae. The record is from the annotation of a GenBank genome assembly.